Molecule: messenger RNA, 5662 nt
Organism: Xenopus tropicalis (tropical clawed frog)
Lineage: Eukaryota; Metazoa; Chordata; Amphibia; Anura; Pipidae
Gene: arid4b
Product: AT-rich interaction domain 4B
Exons: 24
Coding region: 396-4199 (1267 amino acids)
Biological process (GO): regulation of DNA-templated transcription; DNA-templated transcription
Cellular component (GO): nucleus
Molecular function (GO): DNA binding
Source: RefSeq, a predicted model, not a curated record
CAGUUAGUCCAGUCGGUGGGAGGAGCUAGCGGUCUGGAUGACGGAACGGGCCGUUUGUCCGGUGGGGGGUGCAGAGUGAAUCUUCGGGAAGAAGCUGAACGAGCUGACAAACCUGCUUUGUCACUUUGCAGGUGCCCUGGCGCCCACCUGGGCACUGCUGGGGAUACCGAGAAGCAUUGGUGUCGUGGAGCAGGUGGGGGGGAGGGAGGUGACUUGUUGUGUUGGGAUAACGCUGCCGAGCAGCCGUCGCUGACUGAAGAGGAGAAGGAGGUGGCGGCGGCGGCUGCAGCUUAAUCCGUUGAGGGUUAAGAUACCCGAGUUUGAGAGCUUUCAGGGACGCAUCAAGGCUCUGCUGAAGAAAGGAAGAGACGUACCGCCGCACCGAGCAUCCACUCAUGCUUAAAAUUGGAAACCUGAAUACUCAAAGGAAAUUUACACAGUUUACAACAGCUAUGAAGUCUUUAGAUGAACCACCUUACUUAUCUGUGGGCACAGAUGUAAGUGCCAAGUACAGAGGUGCUUUCUGUGAAGCCAAGAUCAAGUCAACAAAAAGACUUGUCAAAGUAAAGGCAACAUUUAGACAGGAUUCUUCAACUGUGGAAGUGCAAGAUGAUCAUGUUAAGGGACCCCUAAAGGUUGGUGCUGUCGUUGAAAUAAGAAAUCCAGAUGGAACGUAUCAAGAGGCUGUAAUCAAUAAAUUAACAGAUGCAAGCUGGUACACAGUUGUCUUUGAUGACGGAGAUGAAAAGACUUUAAGGCGAUCAUCACUAUGUUUAAAAGGAGAAAGGCAUUUUGCACAAAGUGAAACACUUGACCAGCUUCCGCUCACCAACCCAGAGCAUUUUGGAACUCCUGUUAUUGGAAAGAAAACAAGCAGAGGAAGAAGAUCUAAUCAAAUCCAUGAAGAGGAAUCAACUUCUUCCUCCAGUGAUGAGGAUGAAAAUGAGUGUAAAACUAGUGAUGAAUUAAUAGGAACGGUUGUCUGUGUAGAUGUUGGAGACAAAAAAAAAGCAACGUGGGUUCCGGCAUUAGUAGUUUCUCCAGACUGCUGUGAUGAUAUCACCGUAAAGAAAGAUUUCAUUCUUGUGCGCUCAUUUAAAGAUGGAAAAUUUGCUUCUGUGCCACGUAAGGAAAUUCGCGACAUUAAUGAUAUUUCCACAAAGAAUGAUAUUUUUAAGCAAGCACUAGACCAAGCCCUGGAAUUCUGUAAAACUAAAACUAUUCCUGCUAACUGGGUAACGGAAGUAAAGGAAGAGAGCUCAAGUAGUGAAACAGAAGAGGAUGAGGAACAGAAUAAAGAUAAUGAUGAUGAUAACACUAGUGAAGAAGAGGAGGAAAUCGAACCGUUUCCAGGAGAAAGGGAGAACUUUCUUCAACAACUAUACAAAUUUAUGGAAGACCGAGGAACUCCGAUUAACAAGAGACCUGUGCUUGGAUACAGAAAUUUAAAUCUUUUUAAAUUGUUUCGACUUGUCCAUAAACUGGGAGGAUUUAAUAAUAUUGACAGUGGCGCAAUAUGGAAGCAAGUUUACCAAGAUCUUGGAAUUCCAAUUCUUAAUUCAGCAGCUGGAUAUAAUGUCAAGUGCGCUUACAGGAAGUAUUUGUAUGGCUUUGAAGAAUACUGCACCUCAGCUAACAUUUCUUUUCACAUGGAACUGCCUAUAAAAAUUGCACAGAAAGUAUGUAAAGAGGGUGUUCAUGAAAAUAAAGUUUCUGUAAAGCAGGAAUCUGAAUCACAGGGGGAAACUGUUAAAGAGGAAUUUGAUACAAAACACGAAACCAUUAAUAAUGAAGUGAACAUAAAUGAAAUUAAACAUUCCACAGUGAAAGAAUUUAUUGGAGUUCAUUUAUGUAGUGAAAGCAAAGUGAAAGAAGUUGAAGAACAUAUUGCAGUAAAUCAAGAGACAAUACUGGAAGAAAUCACACCAAAAAUUGAAGAGACGAUAAUAACUGACAAGGAAAAAACAGAGGCUGAAAUCAAGAAGGAAGAAGAACUUGACGAGAACCAGCACAUGGAGACUGAGAAUGAAGACAGCGCAGAGGGAGAAGAGUUUGAAAGCUACCCAUCGGGCAUGAAAGUCCAAGUGCGGUAUGGACGAGGGAAAAAUCAAAAAUUAUAUGAAGCUAGUGUUAAAGAUUCUGAUGUUGAAGGUGGAGAGGUCCUUUACUUGGUGCAUUACUGCGGAUGGAAUGUGAGGUAUGAUGAAUGGAUAAAGGCUGACAAGAUUGUAAGGCCAGCAGAUAAAAGUGUACCAAAAAUAAAGCACAGAAAGAAAAUUAAGAAUAAAUUGGAACACAGAGACAAGUCAGAAAGAGAUGAAUGCUCUCCCAAGCACUGCAGACUUUUCCCAAGACCUCUAUUUCAACCUAGGGAUUUGGAAAAUGAAUCCAUACAAGAUGACCCUGAAAACAAGCACUCAUUACAAGGUCAUACAAUGGUUGAAAUAACAUCUAUUUUAAAUGGACUUCAAGCUGCUGAAAAUUCUGCAGAGGACAGUGAAACUGAUCACAGUAGCCUGAAUAUGGACAAAGAAGAAAAGGCAUUUCACAUGAAUCAUAUAAGCUACGAUAUCAAUCAAAGAUUGGAUGAAAACAAAAGCUUCCCUUUAACAGAAGGAAAUUGUACUGGUCUUGAUCCUAUAUUGGCAGUAAUACCUAGAUCCCCUGACUUACUAAAAACAGUGGAAGAUUCUUCAGACGAUACAGACUAUGAAGUAGAGUCUGCAAGACAAAGUAAAUACUUAAAGAAUGAUAUAACUAAGUCACAGAAUAAGCGUGGUAAAAGAAAAUACACAGAAAUGGGAAAGGCAAGGUCCCCUAAUGGCAAUGAAGUGUAUUCCAAGUGCAAUGAAACAACUGAUAGACUUGAUGCAGGUAGUAUGACUUCCUCAGACGAUGAGGAAAAAUCUAACCCAAAACAUGCAUUAUCAAACAAGUACAAUGGUUUUGAGGACAAAAGGAAAUCUUUGCGAACAGGUUUCUAUACAGGCUUCUCAGAAACACCUGAAAAAAAGAUUAAGCUUUUAAAUAAUUCGGAAGAAAGACUUAGAGCCAAAGACCGCAAAGACGUUUGGUCAAGUAUCCAAGGCCAGUGGCCGAAAAAAACUUUAAAGGAACUUUUUUCAGAUUCUGAUACAGAGGGUGCCACUUCCCCAUCUACUAGGAAUCAAGAUGAGAGUUCCUCUCUUCAGCAAAGUCAUGACAACAUUAGAAUGUCUUCAUCUGAGGUGUCUAAACCAGAGAAAGAUAAUGGACUAAAGCCUGUUGAUGAGAGAGCUGCUGAAAUAAGUGACAAAAAAAUUGACUUUCCCAGUAGUGGUAGUAACUCUGUAUUGAAUACACCCCCAACAACCCCGGAGUCACCUUCUACUUUAAGUGAAUGCCAAAAACAACAAUCAAAAAGUGACAUUUUAGAUACUUUAGAACCAAAUCAGGAAGAAGUUCAAAGCAUGAAAAGUGAAACUGAUAGUACAAUUGAAGUAGAUAGUGUUACCUGUGAACUGCAAGAUCUCCAGUAUGAAGGGCGAUUUUCACCAACAGGAUUUGAUGCAAGUAUAAGUUCUAGUAGCAGCAAUCAGCAAGAACCAGAAAGUAAAGAGAAAAGUCACACCAAUCAGGCAGUUGAUCAGACUGUUAAUGUGGGAGACAAUAGUUCAAAGAAACUUAAAAGAAGCCACAAAUCUUCAGUGUUUCAGAAGAAAAGAAAAAUAACCAACACAAGUGAUAGUGAAGAUCUUUCUGGAGGUGAAAGCCUUACUAAGAUGCAGUCGGAAAGACCAAAUGUUGGUUUAAAAUCACAGCCUACCAAAGUUCCACUCAGAGUGCAUUCUCCUGGAAAAUAUGCCAAGAACAGAGAAAAAGAUACAUUUCAGAAAGAAUAUGCCGAUCGCCUUCCUAAAGUUUACAAAUGGAGUUUUCAAAUGUCAGACCUUGAGAAAAUGACAAGUAUAGAACGCAUUGCAUUCCUCCAGGAAAAACUUCAGGAACUUCGAAAACACUACCUGUCAUUAAAGUCUGAGGUUGCUUCUAUUGAUAGGAGGAGAAAGCGGUGUAAAAAGAAGGAAAGAGAAAGUGCAGUGGUAUCCUCUUCAUCUUCGUCACCGUCCUCAAGUUCCAUCACUGCAGCUGUCAUGUUAACUUUAGCUGAACCAACAUUGUCAAGCUCAUCCCAAAAUGCAAUGCCAGUAGAGUGCAGGUGACAGGAGGAAAUCUCAACACACUUUGUACUUUAUUGAGGCCAUGGAUUUAUUUUUAUACUGCACAGCACAAGAAUCAGACAAGCACUUUUUCUAUUGCAUUCUUGAUGUGCUGUCCUUGCACUUAAGUGCACUUUUUAUUAUAGUACAAUAAACUGCUUUUCUUCAAGCAAUAAUUGUUUCCACCCAGCCAAGGAGUUCUCUGGCUAACUCCUAGGCCCUCUGUUCUGGCUCUCUGCUGGGUGGUUAUUGAUUGCAUAUUAACGGAGUAAGUAUAUUGUACUUUUACAAGUGGCUUUUCAUAGACAGACAUACUGUAUAAUGAAAAAAGAUUUUGUUAGAGAUGAAAAAUUUAAUAUAUUACAAUUUUUGUGGAAACAAUCUUGUUUCAGUUCAGCAAUCCUGUUACUGAUGUGUCUUCAGAUAUACAAAUAAAGCACAGAAUAUUUGAUUCCUACAUUAGUAACAAUAUAUUAAAUUGCCUCAGUUCCAUACACUCUGAGUGGGAGAUAGCCUUGACAAAACCCAACUCAUGUUUACAUGUAGGAAGAGCUGGCUGGCCUAAUACAUAUGCUUAAUGUAGAACAUUUUGGAGGGAUGUCACUUUUAUUCUUUACUACUCUGCCAUGUUCAGUAUAGAUCAGUAUUUUUAUUAUAAUCAUGCAACAAAUGUGUUACAAAAUGGACAUAUGGAAAACGUUUAUGUAAAAAUAUAUAUGAUGUGUUACAUUAUAUGUAUUGCAUUGUAUAUACAGAGUGUCUAUUUUUGUUUUUUUAUUUGAAGGCAGAAAUGCAGCAGUUGUUGUUGGCUGUUUUUUUUUUUUUUUUUUUUGUUAGAUAAAUUAGUCGCCAAGAAAAAAACCAAUACAGCAAAACAAAUUCUAUUAUUUGGAUUUGAGAUAUUUAAAAUUGCAUCAAUCAUCAUAAAAGAAGGAACUUAGGGGCUUUAUGUAUUUUAAGAGUGAUACGCAUAUUGUACUGUGUACUGCAAAGGCAUUUAUACAUUGUAUGAUUGGAGAAACUGAAGCUCUUAAAUUGCACUGUCAAUACUUAACACUGUACAGAUUGUUUUAAUGUUUUAAUCUCUCUGUAUCUUUUGAAAAUGAAAUAAGCAUGUAGUGUUUUGCUUUUCAUACAAUAUUCUUACUGUUAACAUCGCCGGUUAUUUUGUUGCUGUUUCUAUUGUUUUUCUUCUUUAUCCUCCCCUUUUCAUUUUCUGUAGAUAUUUGAGUGUUAACCUUUACAUUUACUUUUUUUAAGGAAUACAUUUAGUUUCAUAGUGUAAUACCUAAACUGGUUUUGUUUGCGUUGGACCAUAAUGGUUUCUAGGAAGCGCAACAAAUAGCCAUUACGGCUUAUGAAAUGGUAUACAAUAUUUAUUAAGUUCUCUAGAUGGUAAACAAUGUAUCAUACUGUAAAAAAUGUAACAAUAGGCCUCAGAAAUAAAAUGCAAUAGUUUGUGAAUA